This is a messenger RNA of Leopardus geoffroyi (Geoffroy's cat), 4073 nucleotides long. RefSeq lists its product as uncharacterized. The transcript has 3 exons. The record is from RefSeq and is a predicted model, not a curated record. NCBI's taxonomy places the organism in Eukaryota, Metazoa, Chordata, Mammalia, Carnivora, Felidae. Bases 3049 to 4020 code for a protein of 323 amino acids.
GAGUGUGAGAUCAUGACCUGAGCCGAAGUCAGAAGCUCAACCAACUGAGCCUAUAAACAUCUGAUAUACAAUUGGCUAUGUUACUCCUGUCUUUGUACCUCAGUUUUGUUAUCUGUAAAAUGGGAAAUGCUGACCUAAUCAAACCCAUUUAAUAGAACUUUAGAAAAUGAAUGUUCAAAGAAACAUGAAUCCCAUGCAGAAGUCUCUUAGGGAAAAAAGCUUCCUUGGGGGAAAGCUGCAUACUAUAUAGUGCAUUCAUUUGAUUGUUAACAAAGUACAUUACCAAAUUAAAUGCUCUGGGAUGUAAAGAAACUAGCUUAACUUUAUCUUACCCAGUGUUUCCCAAACUUAUUUGCAACUGGAAUAGUUUUUUCAGGUCUAGUUAGCACUCCAUGAUGCUAAUUUUCUAAGACACAAAGUUUGGUCUGCCCACAUGAAUACUCUUAUUAGGUACUAGAGGUGGGGCAAUCAAAGAGAAAAGUACACCUUAUGAGACAUUCUCUGGUGGUCUUCUUGCCUAUAGUGGUUUGUAGUUUCAACUUUAGUUAGCAGACACUUCUAAGAAAAUCAUGUUAAUUACAGUCAUUAAUUAUCAAGUCUCCAAGAUAAUGAGGAAAAUUUUUGUUUCUCAGACUAAAUUCAGCCUCUUUUUUUUCCUAAUAAAAAUAUGGAAUCUGACAAUCAAUCACUUCAGAUACAAACUAUCAACUCAAACAAACAUAAGAAAAAUUUUGAUUUCCAGGAUCUAUUUGAAAACAUGUCAAAUUAGGUCUUUUUAACAUCUGCAAAAUAUAUCUGUCAAGAUGAAGAUUAUGUCAUGACUUAUCCUUAGUUCUAAUUUUGCCACUUGAUCAUUAGGUAACCUGGGAUAAAUUAAUUCCCUUAAGGCUGAACUGAGACAUAUGGAUGUUGUUUCAAAAUGAUCUUUUGCAAUCCUUAGCAGUCACUUUAAUCAUUUCAGAAAUUUGGUUGUUUUUGUGUUUUCUUCAGAGUAUGUCACAAGUAUUAUAUGUCGAAUUUAUUACAGCAUUUCUUGUCCUCCAGUACCUCCAGUAUAAUUUACAGAUGGACUUUAAACAAUUUGCACUUCUUUCCUUUUUUAAAAAGUUUGUUUUUAGAGAGAGGGAGAGAGUCCCAAGCAGGCUCUGCACUGACAGCAUGGAGUUUUGCAAUUAUUUCAAAGCAGUCGAUGAUCAUUUUGUUUUAUUAUGCAUACACAAUAGAAAACAUAUAUGUAAAGAACCAAGAUAAAAUUAAUCUUUAUAAUUCAGGUUCAAAAGAUAUUUUUGAAACAUUUAUUCAAUGUCUUUUUGGAGAGAUAGAAUGUGGCAUGGAGAAAGGGUGAAAGUGGGCCAUGAGUUACAGUACCCCUCUUGCAAACUCCACUUAGCAAGUUGUAUGCUCUAUGUGACCCACACUUUCAACCACACUUUAAACUACACUCAGAAUUCUCUCUUAGAGAUCUGUUAAAUAUGAUAUUCUUCACAUUGUUAGGUUUCCAGUGAUGCUUUGACAGCUCUCAUAGAUUGGGCCUAUGCAUGCUCCUUAACUCACCUCCCUUCUAUAUAUCUACAUAUGGAAUAUCUGCAUAUAAAAACUGUCUCCCAUUAGACCACUGGCUAUCUUAGGAGAGGCAUCAGAUGUCUUUCCUAACACUGUGAGAUUUCCAAAAGUAGACUUUAUUUUCCUCCCAAAGAAACAAUAUUGGUUCUGCAGCAACAAGGGGCCCUAUAAUGAAGAGUUUUCUAGGCAACUUUUGGUAGGUGAAAUCUGUCAUUAUGGAAGGGAUCUUGGAUUCUCUUGGUCAGGUACCAUUCUUCAGCAGCAUGAAGUUUCCCAUUAAGCAAGGUCAUAGCAUUCCAUUUCUACUCGGUAUGGGAAGGAAGGGACAUUGUGGAAGAAUUAGUCACUCAUUCCUGUGUUCCUACAACACUUUGCACUUUUUGUUUCGACACUUUUCACAUGCUAUUAUAGUUAAUUAUUUAAUAGCUUUUAUCCUCCUUUACAAUAGGAUACUCUCCUUGUGGAUAAUCUUGCUUUUAUUCUUCUUUGUAAGUGACCCAAAACCUAGAACAAUGCUUACCACUCAUUGGGUACUUAUUUCAAUUUAGUGAAUGAAAAGAAAGCAGAUAUUUGGAAAGUUUGCUUCUAUUUGAAUGUUUUGAGAAAAGAUGCAAUAGUAAGCAACCUAUGUAUAACGCCCUCGCUAGCUGGGUGACCUAGUCUUUUGCUUGUUUAGAUCUGUAAGUGAUACGAUUGGAUUAGACCAGGCUUUAUUAGCCAGGGGUCAGUGGGCUGCGGGGUAUUUUUGACCCUCCAACCUCGUGCAAAGUUAAACACAAAGGACGAGAUAACUUCUGGGUAUCUGAGAUCUGGCUAUCUGAGAUCUACUACAUACACUACUUCAUUGCAGGUACUGCGACUGCAUGUACAUCUGGAAAACAAACCUGUGCCUGUGGUGUCUAGCUAUACAUACUCAUAUACAUUUCCAGGUUUGUCGCUGAUGCCUGUCCAGAGUUCCUUAAGCUUUGGCCUCAAAAGCUAAGAACAUGGGGACAGAUCCUGAUUAAUCUUUUCAAUGCUGUCUAAAUCCCCAGCCUCUGGCCGCUCCUAAUCGACCACUGACCAGUUGACGGUGGGGUGAGUACUUCACACUUUCACGACACUGGGUAGAAGGCUGCACAAAUACUACAGACGGUUUUGGCCCUGGGGAGGUUGGGAAUCUGAUCAUGAAGUCAGAAGGAUAUUUAACAGAAAGAUUCACUGGCGGCCUGACCACAGCCGCACGGAGGAAUGUAGACGGCUGAGCAAACCAGAGAUCCGACUCAGAAAUGGGCUUGGGCAGCGUCUGGCAUACGUGGUAGAGAACCUUCAAGUCCAGAGGUUAUCCUGCCCUCGAUCCCGCACCGGCCUCUACGGACUCCCAGGAAGCUGAGCGGCCGCGAAGUCCGGACGUCCGGGAAUUGCCUGAGGUCGGGGACUCUGAAACGGCCUUUUGGAGUCAAAGUUGGGUCGGGAAGCAGGCAAAGGAGAAGGCGCUGGAAGGCCAUGGGGCGGAGUCGUGAGCAGCGAAAGGCAAGGCGGCCUGAGAGCGCGCGUCCCCGCGAGAACCUAGAUAUUAUAAAGCCCCUCGCAAGGUUCCUCUCGAUGCGCCCGCCUUCGGCAACCUCCGGGAGAGUUUCGGCUCUUUCCGGCAGUUCCAGCUCCGGCCCUUCACUCCCAGAGCGCGCUGUUACCCCACUCCCCACGCCGCCCGGCUCUUUGUGGGCCUGGGCUGUUCUGCAAGUGGGUACAUGCUCUAGUACUACCCGUCCCCACUUUCAUCUAGUUUGUUGCCGACCCACUCCUCCAAUCCCUACCCUUCCUCGUUAUUCCCAGUUCCCGGCGACGCCCGAGCACCCUCAACUGAGGCGCGCGACCCGGCGGGCGUUGCGAGGCGCGAGGGGCUGGGUCUCGAGAGGAGCGGUAACCCGACGGACUGGAGCCCGCCUCCCGCCCGGCGCCUCUCCACUCGCAGAUCCCUGGCGCGCGGGCUGCCUCCCGCCCGGCCUUCGCGCGCUGGGUGGCUGCAACGGCCUCGAGCUCGGCGCGUCGGGUUCGCGCCGGCGCGAGCACGCGCCUGUGCGCUGGCUGGCUGGCGCGCACGCGCCCGAGCGGGCUCCGGGGCGGGGCGAACAGCGCGAGCCCCGGCGAGGUCGGUGUGGAUCUGCUGGCACUCCGGCCCCCAGCCGCGGCUGCGAUCCCCAGCCCGCCGCCCGGCCGAAGCCGGGAAAGGGGCGGUGGGGGCGGGGCGGCGUCCGGCUCUGGGAGAGCUGGGGGAGGAGCGAGGCGGCGACGGCGGCCGCUCUAGAAGAGGAGGAGAAGGAGGCGGAGGAGCUCCUUUCCUUUUCUCAGACCUCGGAGCGUCCGGGACGCAGAGCCCGGAACUGGGGGGGACGCGGCGUCUGCGGGGUCCCCGGGUUACUGUGUGUAAUUUACCUGUGGUUAAUGAAGCAGAGGAGAACGUAUCACCAAAAAUAAGCAUCUUGCUUUGAAUUAGAAUCUCCCUGGAAAAAGAGACAUGAAUGUCUGCG